GCUGUCAGGUAGCUCUUAGUGGCAGGAAAACAACCCUGCACUGGAGAAGAAUGGCUGAGGCCGGAGCCCUGCUCUUCUCUGCUUAGGAGUUACCUUAAAAUCCUGCGUGGGGACGUGUGUGGGAUGACGACUUGAGUGCCCGAGCCCGUUGCCCUGCCAGCUUUGUGCAGCGCGUUUGUUUUGCAAGCGCCAAACUUGAAACCACAGCACCAGCGGUGCCGGAAUCUCCGGAGGAUGGAGAGAGCAUCAUGUUCUCAUCCAACGCUGCCUUUUCCACUCCCGCCUCUGCCGAAGCGAGAGCCCAGUGGGCACGCGAGAGCCCCGAAACUGCCGUGCACAGAGGAAGAUGAUGGACGGAUCGCCGGCUGAAUCCCAAAGCAGCUCCAAGGAAGACAGCUGUCCUCAGCCCGGUGCCCAGAUUCGAUUUCCGCUGUGGUCUGCCAGCACUUCUUCUGCAGCCCUUAGAAAUAAAUCCUCAUCUGCGAGAACUGGCCGGCUUGGCGGUCAGCCACCAGCAAUGCACUUCUGGCCCCAAAACACCGAGUGCCUCAUCCAGGAGGGUCCUGAUGCAGAGGACAACUCACCUAUGAUGUCCUCAGCCCAUCAAGGUGACGCCGUGGUUCCUGCAUCUCUCCAGUCAUCCUCUAAUGUCGGCCCAUCCAAGGACUUCAUUCGCUGCCUGCCACUUCAACUGUCCAUGUACAUCCUGGGGUUUUUGGAUCAAAAAUCCCUCCAUGCAUGUGCUGCCGUGAGUAGAUGCUGGGCUUUUAUGGCUGAAGAAGUCAAGAGGGAACGUGUGUGUAAAAGGAUGACACAGGAGAAGAUCUUGUAUUUGCAGGGGUCGUCCCCAAGAGGAGCGGUUUCAAACUAUGCUAAAACAGUCAACGUGACAAUUCCACAGUUAAACGAAGAGGGUGAUGUCAUCAAAGAGCAAGGCCAUGAUCGGGAAAGUAUAACAAAGGAGGAAGACAAUCUGCAGGCCGUCUAUCGCGACCUGCAAACCGACACGAUUCAGUUGGAAGAGAGAAAUGUCUUUUGUGGCUCCUACAAUAUUCGUGUCCUGACAGACCGCCCAGACCGAAGCAGAAUAAUCCAUUACAGUGGUGGAAACUUGGUAGCCGUUGGCUCUGCAGACCGAAAAGUGAGGCUUCUGGACAUGUCGGGAAUGAAAGAAGUGCCACCUCUUCUUUCCGGCCAUGCUGGGAGCAUCAAAGCACUCUUCCUCCAUGAGCAGAAAGGGUUCAUUCUCAGCGCAAGCUUUGAUCUCAGCAUCAGGUGCUGGAAUAUACGCAGUGGUGCUUGUAUGAAAGUCUUUAACGGGCACUGCGGGACGAUCACCUGCUUGGAUUUCCAUGAGGAGCAGUUUGUGUCAGGAGCCAGAGACGGGAUGGUAAAAGUGUGGAGCCUGGAGAGUGGGAAAUGCCUCAAGACUCUGAAGCACGGCGGGGGUGUUUGGGUGGUUAAAACGGAUGGUGCCCGUGUCGUCAGCGGGUGCGACCGAGGGCUGGCGAAGGUCUGGUGUGCCGAGACCGGCACUCUCAUCAAAACCUUGGAGGGGCACCAAGGCCCGGUGAAGUGCUUGUCCUUUGAUCAGUGGCACCUCGUCACAGGAAGCACCGACGGAUACGCCCUGGGAUGGAGCAUGUUGGGAAACCUGAAGAGAUGCCUGAUAGCUUUCCGCCACCCUAAGGAAGUUCUGUCUCUGGAGUUCCUCUAUCUGCGAGUCAUCAGCGGCUGUGCCGAUGGCAAGAUUCGGGUAUUUAAUUUCCUGACUGGGACCUGCCUGAAAGUGCUGAUGGCCAACAGCAGAGGGGACCCCAUAUCUUCUUUCUGUGUUGCAGAAAACAGGCUGGUGAUCAAUUCACCAACCGGUCUGUUGCUGUUCCAGUUUGAGGAGGUCAGGUGGGACUAUACCUUAGACACUGACCGGGAGAUGGUGAGGAAGAAAAACCAACACAACGGGACUUCAGCCAGAGCACCGCUCCCCCUCCAGCCACCCGAACGCCCCAGCCUCGGCCAGAUGCACCCACUUGCUCUGCAGACACCAGCACUCUGCUAUGAACUGAUGGAAUCAGCAGCUUGCCAGCAGCUUUUUCUCGAGAUGGAAAAGACUUUUCGUCUUCCGGCAGAGCAGCAGAAAAAGCUUUUCAUCCCUGGCAGCCCAGAGCUCCACGCCUUCGCCUUGGGAAAGCCAGCGAGAGCGCUGUCUGCAAGAAUCCGAGCAGAUACCACCGAUGGCAAAUGUGAAUAUGGCCCUUCUCUCUAUGCGCCUGCACAUCCUGACGGGGCAGAAGCCGCUUUGCAGCACGAAAAGGGAAGAGACCUAAAUUUUCCAAUGUCCCCUGACAAGUUCUUCUUAGUGGUCAGCAUGCUGCAGAAAGCCUGGAAGGCAGCCCACGUCUGCUCCAGCGUUAAGGACACUGUGAAAGUCAGGGAAGCAUGGGAACCUCCACGGGAACACGGGCAAUGCCGCCCUGAAAAGGUACAACUCCACAAAACCCCUCUGCAACACAAAAAGGAUCAGGCAGUCCAGCUCCAACGUGUGAGGCUGCACAGCGAUUCUCUGACUAUGAAAAGCAUUUCUACGCCCUUUGAAACCAAAAUGCUGCAGCUCAAGCUGAAAAACUCUUUGCAUGGACCCACUGUGAAUUCCUCCAUCCCUGCUCCUUCUGUCGUACGGCCCAAGACUUGUGGUUUCUCACGGGAAAAAAAAGCUCACGGUGGUCAUGGUAAAGUCAUUCCUCUCCCUGAAGAUGGGGUUCCGCUUAUUGAUCCCUUUACAGCUUCUUCUGACCUGAUCAAUUCAACGCAUGUGAUGAUUGCACAGAUGAAAAAGAACGUGGUUUCACGGAGAAUAAAGCCUUUUUGUCCAUAUGCUGCAGACCCUUCCCCGAGCAGCAGCGGGUUCAGGCUUCUGACAGGAAAACAGAAGGCAGCGUACGAGGCAGCGGCUGUAGCUCAGGAUGAGGAACAGCAGACAAAGCUCACAGAAGAUCAGCAAAGAGCACGCAAGAAAGCCUGGUUAAGGAAGGUUAAAGGCCUCCCUGUAGACUCUUUUACUGGGGAGGGGAAAAUAGCGGCUCCUGAACUUGGGUUUAACACAUUUAUCUGAGGUAAUCCCUCAGUCCAACAAACGACCAGCACCUGAGGAUUCUGGUGUCCAGCUGAGUCUGCCAUGUCAAGAUCCCUGUGGCUUCUAAGUACACAAGACGUCUCCUGUGUAAGUUCUUCUAAGUGAUAUUAUUGGUAUCUUCAGCUGUUUCUCAAGGCAGUGAAUGGAUUGAAUUCCAGGAGAGGACUAUCUUUCUAGACCUGCUGUUUACUACAGACACAGCACGGUUUGACACUAAUAUGGCCCAACUGUGUGUGAAGAAUAAUA
Molecule: messenger RNA, 3379 nt
Organism: Chroicocephalus ridibundus (black-headed gull)
Lineage: Eukaryota; Metazoa; Chordata; Aves; Charadriiformes; Laridae
Product: F-box/WD repeat-containing protein 10-like
Exons: 14
Coding region: 347-3112 (921 amino acids)
Molecular function (GO): protein binding
Source: RefSeq, a predicted model, not a curated record